This is a messenger RNA of Ophidiomyces ophidiicola, 2700 nucleotides long. RefSeq lists its product as uncharacterized. Gene Ontology annotation, biological process: carbohydrate metabolic process. The record is from RefSeq and is a predicted model, not a curated record. The transcript is spliced from 6 exons. NCBI's taxonomy places the organism in Eukaryota, Fungi, Ascomycota, Eurotiomycetes, Onygenales, Onygenaceae. Gene Ontology annotation, molecular function: carbohydrate binding; hydrolase activity, hydrolyzing O-glycosyl compounds. Bases 1 to 2700 code for a protein of 899 amino acids.
AUGGCUCCUUUUCUUCGGCUCUUACUCGGCGUGUCUUGCUGUCUUGUCACCAUCGUCUCGGCAAUCUCGGACGUUAGUUCUGACACUCAGACUAGCUGUGCGGGCUACCGAGUUGUCAAUGCUCAUGACUCCGGCUCAAUUCUCAGCUUAGACUUGCAGCUUGCUGGUCCACCGUGCGGGAAGCAUGGCGAGGAUUCUGAAAAUCUUAGUCUCCGCGUGGAGUAUCAAACCGAAAAUCGUCUCCAUGUCAUGAUACAUGAUUCCGAAAAGGACAGGUACCAAGUUCCAGACUCAGUCCUUCCACGUCCAGGUUCGAGACCUGGCUACAACAAUACCAACUCCGCGCUGCGGUUCUCAUACAACAGCGACCCGUUUUCGUUUGCCAUUAAAAGAAAGGCCAGUCGUGAAGUUCUCUUUAAUACCGAUGGAUAUGAUCUUAUCUUUCAGCGCAAGUACAUCCGUCUCCAAACGUCACUUCCCAAUAAUCCGUAUUUGUACGGACUUGGCGAGCAUAGUGAUUCAUUCCGUUUGAAUACAACAAAAUACUCAAGGACAUUGUGGAAUCGAGAUGCGUUCGGCUUACCUAGCGGUACCAAUCUAUAUGGCUCCCACCCUGUGUAUUUUGAGCAUAGGGCCAAUAGUGGAACCCAUGGCGUUUUCUUGCUUAAUUCGAACGGAAUGGAUAUAAACAUUGAUAAGACGGAAGACGGAAAGCAGUACCUGCAGUAUAACGUCAUUGGUGGUAUAAUUGAUCUCUACUUUCUGGCCGGUUCCUCUCCAGAGAAGGUAGCGUCGCAGUAUGGCGAGGUCGUUGGUAUGCCUGCAAUGAUGCCAUACUGGGCGUUAGGUUUCCAUCAAUGUCGUUAUGGGUAUAGAGAUGCCUUCGAGGUCGCUGAAGUUGUUUAUAACUACAGCCAGGCAAGGAUUCCACUAGAGACAAUGUGGACCGAUAUUGACUAUAUGGACCGGCGGAGAGUGUUCACACUUGACCCUGAAAGAUUCUCGCUGAAAAAAAUGCGUGUGUUAGUAAAUCAUCUCCACGAAAGCAACCAACGAUACAUCGUUAUGGUGGACCCAGCAAUCAGCUAUUCCGAUAAUGGUGCCUUUAAGAGGGGCUCAGACAAAGAUAUAUUUCUAAAAUCAAGUAAUGGGACUAUCUACAAAGGGGUCGUAUGGCCUGGCGUAGCCGCCUAUCCAGACUGGUUCCAUCCUCGCUCCCAAAAGUACUGGAAUGGCGAAAUUGAUCUAUUUUUUGACGCUGAUAUUGGAGUCAAUGUUGAUGGCCUAUGGAUUGAUAUGAACGAAGCUGCCAAUUUCUGCGAUUGGCCCUGCGAUGACCCAGAAGGCUGGGCUAGAAGGAAUAACAUCCCUCCCGAGCCACCUGAAGUUCGGCCCAAUCCCAGGCCGCUUCCUAGUUUCCCACCAGUAUUUCAACCGCCGCCUUCAGUGCCUGUUGCGUCUAAGAAUCAAAAAAGGCCGAGCCCUUCCGUUCUUCGCUCCUUCGGUUCAGAAUAUGAAAUUUACAAUGCAGCUGGAGCCUUAAGCAACAAAACUAUAUCUACCGAUGUGAUCCAUGCAAACGGAGUGACGGAGUACGAUGCGCAUAAUCUUUAUGGAACUAUGAUGAGCACCGCCACUCGUAGGGCGCUCCUUCAUCGACAGCCAACAAAACGACCAUUCAUUGUCACCAGAAGCACGUUUGCUGGAGCUGGAGCGCACGUUGCCCAUUGGUUUGGCGACAAUCUAAGUACCUGGGAUCAUUAUCGUUUAUCGAUUGCUCAGAUGCUUGCAUUUGCAUCAAUAUUUCAAAUGCCUAUGGUCGGUUCCGAUAUUUGCGGGUUUGCAGGAACCGCAAGUGAGCAACUGUGUGCUAGGUGGGCAAUGCUUGGCGCCUUUAAUCCUUUUUUUCGAAAUCACAACGAUAUCUCGAGCCCUGGCCAGGAGUUUUAUCUUUGGGACUCUGUCGCUGAAGCAGCACGAAAGGCUAUCGAUAUCAGAUAUAAGCUCCUCGAUUAUUUAUAUACUGCCCUUCAUCGCCAGAGUGAGACAGGAAAGCCAGUCCUCAACCCUCUUUUCUAUCUGUAUCCCAAGGAUGAAAAAACAUUCUCUAUCGAUUUACAAUUUUUCUAUGGCGACGCCAUUCUUGUCAGCCCAGUAACGAAGGAAAACUCCACGAGCGUCGACAUAUACCUCCCCGAUGACAUAUUCUAUGAUUAUUAUACUGGAGCCCUCGUUCGCGGCGAAGGCGAAUACUUAAAGCUCUCCAACAUUUCUACUUCUUCCAUACCUCUACAUAUUCGUGGUGGAACUAUCAUUCCUAUGCGCUCGAAGAGUGCGAAUACGACAACUGAUCUGAGAAAACAGCCGUUUGAACUCUUCAUCGCACCAGGUAAGGAUGGAAAUGCCUUUGGAAACCUAUAUAUCGACGACGGCGACUCCCUAUUCCAAAAAGGCAUUCUUGAUAUCGAUUUUGAGUACAGAGAUGGCCUACUGAAGAUGAAUGGCAAGUUCAACUUUGAACUUGAUGCAGCUGUGAAAAUUGAUACCAUUACGGUGCUGGGGCUGAGCCCGCCAUCAAACGUGCUAACGCCUGAUGGAGAUCAAGACUCAAAAAAGCUGGUUUUGAAAGUGGAUAUACCACUAACACAAUCCAGAAGCGUUUCGAUAGGAUCUGGGAGUGUUACGUAUAUUUCAACAUAA